Lachnellula hyalina is the source of this 1230-nucleotide messenger RNA. RefSeq names its product putative agmatinase. NCBI's taxonomy places the organism in Eukaryota, Fungi, Ascomycota, Leotiomycetes, Helotiales, Lachnaceae. The record is from RefSeq and is a predicted model, not a curated record. Gene Ontology annotation, molecular function: agmatinase activity; metal ion binding. The transcript is spliced from 5 exons. Bases 1 to 1230 code for a protein of 409 amino acids.
AUGUUUCCUCGUCUGCUCGCCGUGCUUGGAUUAGGCGUCACCGGCUCCCUUUCAGGAGCAAACGAGCAGCACCCUCAGGAAGUCCUGAGCAAUGCCCAUGCUAAAGAGCCUUCAUCUUUCAUUGAAUCAUCAAUAUUUGGCCGUAGGAACAUAGAUGUAGUCAAUCUUCCAGACUCGGAAGUUCUAGCCCCAACAUACAAUCCUCGCGAUUCCGAAGAAUAUCCUUUCCAAGGCCUAGGAACUUUUGCGCAUCUCGAUUUCACCAAGUGCACCGAAUUGGAGAGUAGUGGCACCUUUGACAUUGGUAUCGUUGGUCAUCCUUUUGAUCUGGGUGUCUCUUAUCGGCCAGGGCAAAGAUUUGGUCCGCAUGCUGCUCGACAGGGUGCUCGAAGACUGAGCCCAGAAGCCGGUUGGGAUAUGGAUCACGGAGGCGUCAAUCCAUUUCGUAACUGGGCCACCGUCACUGAUUGCGGUGAUAUUUCAAAUACACCUUUCGACAAGCUCGCAGCCAUUCAUGAAUUAGAGCGGGGUAUGGAAGCUAUCAACAAACUCAAGGCAAAAAACGAAUCUACUUCCGACGCGGUGCGGCUUAUCACAAUUGGCGGCGAUCACACUAUUACGUUGCCAAUUCUGCGAGCACUUCACUCAACGUGGGGUCGGGUCGCAGUCCUCCAUUUUGACAGCCACUUGGAUACCUGGAACCCUAAGCAACUUGGCGGUGGUUUGACCAAGUACUCAGAAGUCAAUCACGGCACCAUGCUGCAUAUAGCUCAUGAGGAAGGUCUGCUAUCCAAUCAUAGCAACAUGCACCUUGGAUCCCGCUGCGCCCUAUUCGACGAGCAUUACGAUCUCAACAAUGAUCUGAGAUGUGGCUUUAGCUACAUACGAGCGCGGGAACUAGACACGCUUGGAAUUGAGAAAGUCGUUAAGCAGAUCGUAAAGACUGUCGGGGAUGAAUACGUGUACCUCAGUGUUGAUAUUGACGUGUUGGAUCCUGCUUUCGCUCCAGCAACAGGCACUAUCGAGCCGGGAGGCUGGACAACAAGAGAACUACUGCAAAUCAUCGGAGGGCUGUCAGAUGCAGGUAUCAAGAUCGUGGGCGCUGAUGUGGUGGAAUUUACUCCCAUCUACGACAGCGUAGCAGAGACGACAGGGAUUGCUGUAGGCCAAAUUAUCUAUGAGAUCUUACACUGGAUGGUUCACGUUCCUGUCAAAAGACCGAAGCCUUGA